AGGCUCGGAGCCCGGGGUGUGGAGUCAGGGGCGGCCGGGGGAGCCAGGAAAGCGGGAAAAAGCGAGAAAACCGAGCGCAGGGCGGCGCUUAUCUCCACUAACAGGGCUUUGGAGUGCGCGGAAAGGGCGUCGAGGUGAUCACUGUGCGAAUGAGUGAGUGAUUCCGGCAGCUUUUUUCCAGGGCAGUAUGGGUUUGUGUCCCCUGCUCCUGUUCUUUGCUGUGGCCUUUGUGGCCCUCAGCUUAGCCCAGCAAACUACACCAGGUCCGUCGACGACCAUCAAAACUACAGCUUCUACGUUAUCCAACCAAACGUCCAUCGUCGUCGCCACACGAGAAGGUGUGGACAAAGCGGCCCAGGAGGAUCUCGAGCGCUCAGCCUCUGCCACUACGACUACGACUACGGCUCCGACUUCUGUGAAUUCCACGGCUGCACCUGCAGACCCCACGGCUGCACCUGCAGACCCAGCUAACGAUGGGGGGGGAGGGGAGGGAAAUUCAACAACUCCUAAUGUUGCUUCUGUCCCCUUCACAACUCCAGCGUUUAACACAACCUCACCCACUGACACUGGGCCUCACUCCAGCACUAGUUCUGAUUCUCUUCCUCAACCUGACACCAGCCCUCAACCUGGAGCGUCCACCAACGCCCCUGAGAUCAACACCACGCCAGAUGGCGGUGGAACCGGGGAAGAUGACACAGCGAUCAUCGCCGUGAUGGUGGCCUUGUCGUUCCUGCUGGUGAUAGUCUUCAUCAUCAUCGUCCUCUACAUGCUCAGGUUUAAGAAGUACAAGCAGGCAGGAAGCCACUCCAACUCUUUCAGACUGACCAACGGCAGGACGGAUGACACAGGUGCCCGGGAGCUUCAGAGUGUGCCGCUAUUGGCCCGCUCCCCAAGCACAAACAGGAAGUACCCGCCCCUUCCUGUGGACAAGCUGGAAGAGGAAAUGAACCGUCGCAUGGCCGAUGACAAUAAACUCUUCCGUGAGGAAUUCAAUGCCCUGCCCGUGUGCCCCAUCCAAGCCUCAUGUGACGCAGCCUCCAAGGAGGAGAACAAGGAGAAGAACCGUUACGUCAACAUCCUGCCUUACGAUCACUCCAGGGUGCACCUCUCCUCCCUGGAGGGCGUUCCAGAUUCCGAUUUCAUCAACGCCUCCUACAUUAAUGGCUACCAGGAGAAGAACAAAUUUAUAGCCGCCCAAGGGCCGAAGGAGGAGACGGUGAACGACUUCUGGAGAAUGAUCUGGGAGCAGAACACCGCCACCAUCGUCAUGGUAACCAACCUGAAGGAGAGGAAAGAGUGUAAAUGUGCGCAGUACUGGCCAGACCAGGGCUGCUGGACAUACGGGAACAUUCGCGUUUCAGUGGAGGACGUGAUGGUGCUGGUGGACUACACCAUCCGCAAGUUCUGCAUCCAGCAGGUGGGCGAUGUAUCUGGGAAGAAGCCUCAGAGGCUGGUCACUCAGUUCCAUUUCACCAGCUGGCCGGACUUUGGCGUCCCCUUCACGCCCAUCGGAAUGCUGAAGUUCCUCAAGAAGGUGAAGACGUGUAACCCGCAGUACGCCGGGCCCAUAGUGGUGCACUGCAGUGCGGGAGUGGGCAGGACAGGCACCUUCAUCGUGAUCGAUGCUAUGCUGGAUAUGAUGGGUGCUGAGAGGAAGGUUGACGUGUUUGGCUUCGUCACACGGAUCAGAGCACAGCGCUGCCAGAUGGUCCAGACAGACAUGCAGUACGUGUUCAUUUUCCAGGCUCUGUUGGAGCACUACUUAUAUGGGGACACAGAGUUGGAGGUGACUUCUCUGGAGUCUCACCUGGCCAAACUCUACGCCCCCUUACCUGGAGCUGGCUGUGGCGGCCUGGAGGCAGAGUUCAAGAAACUCACUUCCAUAAAGAUCCAGAACGAUAAGAUGAGAACAGGGAAUCUUCCUGCCAACAUGAAGAAGAAUCGUGUGCUGCAGAUCAUUCCAUAUGAGUUUAACAGAGUCAUAAUCCCUGUUAAACGUGGUGAGGAGAACACGGACUACGUCAACGCCUCCUUCAUUGAUGGCUACAGACAGAAGGACUCCUACAUGGCGAGCCAGGGGCCGCUGCAGCACACCAUCGAGGACUUCUGGAGGAUGAUCUGGGAGUGGAGGAGCUGCUCCAUCGUCAUGCUGACGGAACUGGAGGAGAGAGGACAGGAGAAGUGUGCUCAGUAUUGGCCCAGUGAUGGUGUGAUGGUGUGUGGCGACAUGUCCAUUGAGCUGAAGAGGGAGGAGGAAUGUGAGAGCUACACUGUGAGGGACCUGCUCGUCACCAACAACAGAGAGAAUAAAGCUCGGGCAGUUCGUCAGUUCCACUUCCACGGCUGGCCAGAGGUGGGCAUCCCCACAGAUGGCAAAGGAAUGAUCAACCUCAUCGCUGCUGUCCAGAAGCAGCAACAGCAGUCUGGAAACCACCCGAUCACUGUGCACUGCAGCGCCGGGGCGGGCCGUACAGGGACAUUCUGUGCUCUGAGUACAGUUCUGGAGCGAGUUAAAGCAGAGGGCAUUCUGGACGUGUUUCAGACAGUGAAGAGCCUGCGACUGCAGAGACCCCACAUGGUGCAGACACUGGAGCAGUAUGAAUUCUGCUACAAAGUGGUCCAGGAAUACAUCGAUGCCUUUUCUGACUACGCCAACUUCAAGUAGGGACCCUACAGAGUGACCAAGCAGGGACCCCACAGGGCGAACUUGGUCUUCUCUCGCUUCAAAGUCAAUCAGAAACACACACGGGACACGGAAUCACGGAAAAGGGAACAGAACCAAUGGGAACCAAUGAGGCGAGAGAGGUGCUGUUUUUGUCGGACGAGGACAAAAAAAAAAAAAA
Pygocentrus nattereri (red-bellied piranha) is the source of this 2843-nucleotide messenger RNA. It is a transcript of the gene ptpra, whose product is annotated as protein tyrosine phosphatase receptor type A. Gene Ontology annotation, biological process: protein dephosphorylation. The transcript has 23 exons. The record is from RefSeq and is a predicted model, not a curated record. Bases 188 to 2665 code for a protein of 825 amino acids. Gene Ontology annotation, molecular function: protein tyrosine phosphatase activity. Lineage: Eukaryota; Metazoa; Chordata; Actinopteri; Characiformes; Serrasalmidae.